AUGAACGGAAACUCCGAGAAAGUGCAUCAGCUUUUGGCUGAGUCACCAUCACUAGUAAAAUCAGUGGAUGAUGACAGCAGAUACCCGCUACAUUGGGCGGUUUCGUUCCAGCAUGUAGAUAUAGUGGAUAUUUUGUUAGGCUACAUGAAGAAGGUCGAUUUGGACAGUGUGUUGGACGAAUCGGGAUGGUCACCAUUGCACAUUGCGGCAUCUGUUGGUAACGUGGAAAUUAUGGAGAAGCUUUUGGAACACAGUAUAGAGCCUAAUGUUGAUUUGCAAACCAAGAAUGGGAUUACUGCUUUGCAUCUUGCGUGCUCCAAGAAACACCAGGAUGUAGUCAAGUUAUUGCUAGAAAGAGGGGCAUCUGUGAGAGUUAAGGAUAAGAAUGGACAAUUGCCGUUGCACAGGGCUGCAGCAGUUGGGUCUAUGGGUAUUGUCUCGAUGUUGUGCGACAAGAAUUCGCCCGUGAAUACGAAGGAUAGGCUUGGUUGGUCUCCUCUAUUCCAUGCGUUGGCAGAGGGACAUGGCGAUGUUGCCGUCGAGUUGGUUAACAAGUACCAUGCGGUCUGGGAAGGAGAAACGGAUAACCAGGAGCAAACUGCGGAGAAGGUUUGUGUCGAUGACAAGGUUAGGAAAUUCUUCUUGGCAAACGUAUCUUCUUAG
This is a messenger RNA of Kluyveromyces marxianus DMKU3-1042, 663 nucleotides long. It is a transcript of the gene NAS6, whose product is annotated as Nas6p. Gene Ontology annotation, molecular function: protein binding. The record is from RefSeq and is a predicted model, not a curated record. Lineage: Eukaryota; Fungi; Ascomycota; Saccharomycetes; Saccharomycetales; Saccharomycetaceae. The coding region runs from base 1 to 663 and encodes 220 amino acids. The transcript has a single exon.